Closterium sp. Naga37s-1 is the source of this 4236-nucleotide messenger RNA. NCBI's taxonomy places the organism in Eukaryota, Viridiplantae, Streptophyta, Zygnematophyceae, Desmidiales, Closteriaceae. The record is from the annotation of a GenBank genome assembly.
AUGCCUGUGUGCUGCCAUGCCUGUGUGCUGCCAUGCCUGUGUGCUGCCAUGCCUGUGUGCUGCCAUGCCUGUGUGCUGCCAUGCCUGUGUGCUGCCAUGCCUGUGUGCUGCCAUGCCUGCGUGCUGCCAUGCCUGUGUGCUGCCAUGCCUGUGUGCUGCCAUGCCUGUGUGCUGCCAUGCCUGCGGCUGCCAUGCCUGUGUGCUGCCAUGCCUGCGUGCUGCCAUGCCUGCGGCUGCCAUGCCUGCGUGCUGCCAUGCCUGUGUGCUGCCAUGCCUGCGUGCUGCCAUGCCUGUGUGCUGCCAUGCCUGUGUGCUGCCAUGCCUGUGUGCUGCCAUGCCUGUGUGCUGCCAUGCCUGUGUGCUGCCAUGCCUGCGUGCUGCCAUGCCUGUGUGCUGCCAUGCCUGUGUGCUGCCAUGCCUGUGUGCUGCCAUGCCUGUGUGCUGCCAUGCCUGUGUGCUGCCAUGCCUGUGUGCUGCCAUGCCUGUGUGCUGCCAUGCCUGUGUGCUGCCAUGCCUGUGUGCUGCCAUGCCUGUGUGCUGCCAUGCCUGUGUGCUGCCAUGCCUGUGUGCUGCCAUGCCUGUGUGCUGCCAUGCCUGUGUGCUGCCAUGCCUGUGUGCUGCCAUGCCUGUGUGCUGCCAUGCCUGUGUGCUGCCAUGCCUGUGUGCUGCCAUGCCUGUGUGCUGCCAUGCCUGUGUGCUGCCAUGCCUGUGUGCUGCCAUGCCUGUGUGCUGCCAUGCCUGUGUGCUGCCAUGCCUGUGUGCUGCCAUGCCUGUGUGCUGCCAUGCCUGUGUGCUGCCAUGCCUGUGUGCUGCCAUGCCUGUGUGCUGCCAUGCCUGUGUGCUGCCAUGCCUGUGUGCUGCCAUGCCUGUGUGCUGCCAUGCCUGUGUGCUGCCAUGCCUGUGUGCUGCCAUGCCUGUGUGCUGCCAUGCCUGUGUGCUGCCAUGCCUGUCGUGCUGCCAUGCCUGUGUGCUGCCAUGCCUGUGUGCUGCCAUGCCUGUGUGCUGCCAUGCCUGCGUGCUGCCAUGCCUGUGUGCUGCCAUGCCUGCGUGCUGCCAUGCCUGUGUGCUGCCAUGCCUGCGUGCUGCCAUGCCUGUGUGCUGCCAUGCCUGCUGUGCUGCCAUGCCUGUGUGCUGCCAUGCCUGUGUGCUGCCAUGCCUGUGUGCUGCCAUGCCUGUGUGCUGCCAUGCCUGUGUGCUGCCAUGCCUGCGUGCUGCCAUGCCUGUGUGCUGCCAUGCCUGUGUGCUGCCAUGCCUGUGUGCUGCCAUGCCUGUGUGCUGCCAUGCCUGUGUGCUGCCAUGCCUGUGUGCUGCCAUGCCUGUGUGCUGCCAUGCCUGUGUGCUGCCAUGCCUGUGUGCUGCCAUGCCUGUGUGCUGCCAUGCCUGUGUGCUGCCAUGCCUGUGUGCUGCCAUGCCUGCGUGCUGCCAUGCCUGCGGCUGCCAUGCCUGCGUGCUGCCAUGCCUGUGUGCUGCCAUGCCUGCGUGCUGCCAUGCCUGUGUGCUGCCAUGCCUGUGUGCUGCCAUGCCUGUGUGCUGCCAUGCCUGUGUGCUGCCAUGCCUGUGUGCUGCCAUGCCUGUGUGCUGCCAUGCCUGCGUGCUGCCAUGCCUGUGUGCUGCCAUGCCUGUGUGCUGCCAUGCCUGUGUGCUGCCAUGCCUGCGGCUGCCAUGCCUGUGUGCUGCCAUGCCUGCGUGCUGCCAUGCCUGCGGCUGCCAUGCCUGCGUGCUGCCAUGCCUGUGUGCUGCCAUGCCUGCGUGCUGCCAUGCCUGUGUGCUGCCAUGCCUGUGUGCUGCCAUGCCUGUGUGCUGCCAUGCCUGUGUGCUGCCAUGCCUGUGUGCUGCCAUGCCUGCGUGCUGCCAUGCCUGUGUGCUGCCAUGCCUGUGUGCUGCCAUGCCUGUGUGCUGCCAUGCCUGUGUGCUGCCAUGCCUGUGUGCUGCCAUGCCUGUGUGCUGCCAUGCCUGUGUGCUGCCAUGCCUGUGUGCUGCCAUGCCUGUGUGCUGCCAUGCCUGUGUGCUGCCAUGCCUGUGUGCUGCCAUGCCUGUGUGCUGCCAUGCCUGUGUGCUGCCAUGCCUGUGUGCUGCCAUGCCUGUGUGCUGCCAUGCCUGUGUGCUGCCAUGCCUGUGUGCUGCCAUGCCUGUGUGCUGCCAUGCCUGUGUGCUGCCAUGCCUGUGUGCUGCCAUGCCUGUGUGCUGCCAUGCCUGUGUGCUGCCAUGCCUGUGUGCUGCCAUGCCUGUGUGCUGCCAUGCCUGUGUGCUGCCAUGCCUGUGUGCUGCCAUGCCUGUGUGCUGCCAUGCCUGUGUGCUGCCAUGCCUGCGUGCUGCCAUGCCUGUGUGCUGCCAUGCCUGCGUGCUGCCAUGCCUGUGUGCUGCCAUGCCUGUGUGCUGCCAUGCCUGUGUGCUGCCAUGCCUGUGUGCUGCCAUGCCUGUGUGCUGCCAUGCCUGUGUGCUGCCAUGCCUGCUGUGCUGCCAUGCCUGUGUGCUGCCAUGCCUGUGUGCUGCCAUGCCUGUGUGCUGCCAUGCCUGUGUGCUGCCAUGCCUGCGGCUGCCAUGCCUGUGUGCUGCCAUGCCUGCGUGCUGCCAUGCCUGCGGCUGCCAUGCCUGCGUGCUGCCAUGCCUGUGUGCUGCCAUGCCUGCGUGCUGCCAUGCCUGUGUGCUGCCAUGCCUGUGUGCUGCCAUGCCUGUGUGCUGCCAUGCCUGUGUGCUGCCAUGCCUGUGUGCUGCCAUGCCUGCGUGCUGCCAUGCCUGUGUGCUGCCAUGCCUGUGUGCUGCCAUGCCUGUGUGCUGCCAUGCCUGUGUGCUGCCAUGCCUGUGUGCUGCCAUGCCUGUGUGCUGCCAUGCCUGUGUGCUGCCAUGCCUGUGUGCUGCCAUGCCUGUGUGCUGCCAUGCCUGUGUGCUGCCAUGCCUGUGUGCUGCCAUGCCUGUGUGCUGCCAUGCCUGUGUGCUGCCAUGCCUGUGUGCUGCCAUGCCUGUGUGCUGCCAUGCCUGUGUGCUGCCAUGCCUGUGUGCUGCCAUGCCUGUGUGCUGCCAUGCCUGUGUGCUGCCAUGCCUGUGUGCUGCCAUGCCUGUGUGCUGCCAUGCCUGUGUGCUGCCAUGCCUGUGUGCUGCCAUGCAUGCUUCCUAUCCCAAGGGUUCACAGGCCUGACUCGUUCCUCCUGCCUGUGGGUCACGGGAGAGUGGCAGUGCCAUCCCUCCCACCCAAGUGAACCCCCGCAUUCGUGCUUGGAAGUCCGGCUUGGUUCCCUCCACUCCACUACCCACACUGAGUCAGCACCUGCUGCUGCGCACAUGCUGCUGCGCACAUGCUGCUGCGCACCUGCUGCUGUGCACCUGGUGCUGCGCACCUGCUCAGUGUGGGCAGUGGAGUGGAGUGGAGUGAACCAAGCCGGACUUGGUUCCCUCCACUCCACUGCUCACACUGCGUCAGCAUCGUGUGGUGCUGAGGGGGAUGGAGGCGCGGCUGCGGCAACUGUGGGCGUAUGGGGUGGCAUCAGGGCACCUUCCCUCACACCCUCACCUCCACCAGCCUCUGCUGUGUACCCCGAUUCAGCAUGCAACAUGAGGCCCGCACGAGCAACAGCCAUCCCUGCUGAUUGCUUUGCUGCCCCUCCUGCCAUCCCUCAACCCUCUCCCUGUUCUGCUCGCCCCUCCCCUGGGAAUGUUUCCAACCCGUUCUGCACCAUGGCAUGCUGCCGUGGAUGGUAUGGCAUGGGUGCAUGGCAUGGGUGCAUGACAUGGGUGCAUGGCAUGGGUGCAUGGCAUGGGUGCAUGACAUGGGUGCAUGGCAUGGGUGCAUGGCAUGGGUGCAUGACAUGGGUGCAUGGCAUGGGUGCAUGGCAUGGGUGCAUGGCAUGGGUGCAUGGCAUGGGUGCAUGGCAUGGGUGCAUGGCAUGGGUGCAUGGCAUGGGUGCAUGGCAUGGGUGCAUGGCAUGGGUGCAUGGCAUGGGUGCAUGGCAUGGGUGCAUGACAUGGGUGCAUGGCAUGGGUGCAUGGCAUGGGUGCAUGGCAUGGGUGCAUGGCAUGGGUGCACGGCAUGGGCGCAUGGCAUGGGUGCAUGGCAUGGGUGCAUGGCAUGGGUGCAUGGCAUGGGUGCAUGGCAUGGGUGCAUGGCAUGGGUGCAUGGCAUGGGUGCAUGACAUGGGUGCAUGGCAUGGGUGCAUGGCAUGGGUGCAUGGCAUGGGUGCAUGGCAUGGGUGCACGGUAUGGGUGCACGGCAUGGGUGCACGGCGUGGGUGCAUGGCAUGA